Malaclemys terrapin pileata is the source of this 2121-nucleotide messenger RNA. It is a transcript of the gene CFAP161, whose product is annotated as cilia and flagella associated protein 161. Gene Ontology annotation, cellular component: motile cilium. The transcript is spliced from 7 exons. Bases 23 to 952 code for a protein of 309 amino acids. The record is from RefSeq and is a predicted model, not a curated record. NCBI's taxonomy places the organism in Eukaryota, Metazoa, Chordata, Testudines, Emydidae. Gene Ontology annotation, biological process: cilium assembly.
CCCACUCCGCCCUUCCCCCAACAUGAACGGCCGGGCUAGCUUGAGCGGCAAGCCCUACAGCGCGGGGGUGCGCAUCGCCAACUGGAACGAGGACACGUACUUAGAGGAGGACCUCUUGAAAGAUUUUUUGUAUAAAAGAGAAAAAGGAGAACUUCUAAUACAGAAAUCAAAGAGACUUAAAAAUAAUCUUUUAAAGCAGAUGCAACUAUCAGUUUCGAAAGAUGGAUUUGUUCACUUUGGAGACACUGUGAUGCUUUUGAGCCCUGAAAACAACAAAUCACCUACGGAGAAUUACCCUGCAGCGUGUGGCAAUCUAACUUUGGCCGUUAAUCCAGAUGAUAUAACAGUACAUACAUCUGAGUCAUUGCAAGUCCCCUGUGGAUUGAGUGCAGUGAAAAGUGUGAACCCUGUUGGUCGAAAUGCAUUUCGUAUCCUAAGUGUUGAAGGAAAUUCGAUGGGUGAACCCAUUAGAUUUGGGCAGAAUUUUGGUCUUGGGGCAACAGGCGGUUUUACCGAUCAAAUGUUAUAUCUUGCAAGUGACCAUAAAUCAUUUAUGAGAUUUGCUAAAAAAUCAUACCUUCAGCAAGUGUUUUUGACAGAUGAGCUCUCCUAUCUGACUUGCUGGCAAGCUACCUUUUUGGAUCCACAGCUGCGUCUUGAAUAUGAAGGAUUUCCAGUUCCUGCAAAUACUAAAGUCCUUAUCACUCAUUGCCAUACAAAUCGGGGUUUAGCAGUUCCUAGGAACUAUUGGAUAAGGUCAUACUUUGGAAAGGAAUAUGAAGUCAUUUGUCACACCUAUCUGGAUUCCCAUAAAGCUGAAGAAGAUAAGAAUUACUGGAUAAUAGUAACUGCGAAUCCCAGUGAUGAUGGAAUUACUAUGUUUGACAGACCUAAGCCUCCCUCAGAGGAGACCAGAGAGAGAGAGAAGAAUGAACUUUAUGCAGGAACAUAGGAUGUAAUAGUCCAAGGUCAAAAACUUUCAUUUUAUUUAUGCUUUUACAAAAUGGAAAUUCUAAUUUUGAUGAUAAUUAGAGCUUUGAGUGCACUUCACACUUUCUCUACUCACAUUUUAUUUUUAACCCUAGAUUCAUUUAUUUUAUAAGCAGUUAUGAAAAUCUGCCAUUAAUUACACUGGGAAACCUCAUUGAAGUCAGUGGGGUUUCACUUAAAUGUAACUGAAGACAGAAUUUGGUCAAUAAAACUGGUGAUCCAUAUACAAGCUCAGCUCCAGGAGUUUUCUUAACCAAGCAAGGCUUGAUUUUUCCCAUUUUGAUAUUCACUGAUGGUAACAGAUGUGUCAGAAAUUAGUAACACUAAUGGCUUUUCCUUAACAGUCCUAAGAACUUAUUUAACUACUUCUUUCAAAAUAACCCACUGUCUCCUUUUUAGGGAUAAUGGAUAUAUGGUAGUUUCCAAAACAUUAAAAGCCAAAGGCAUGCCAGCUUAUCAUUGGAAUCUUCGACACUUAAAGACCAACUCAGAGAACCUUAUGUCAAUUGAACUCACUUUUUCCUCUGGCUAGCACAGCAUUGCCAUUUUGGAUGUUGAGUCUUUAGGAAUCAUGUAUUCAAGCUUUUCUCCAGAAUUACAAGGCUGGGAUGGAUGAGCAGCAGCACUCUGACAGGCUAUUGGUGUACAACAAGGGAAGGAAAUUUUUGUCCAAAGGUACCAAGACAAAUCUCUAUUCUUAUAAAAAUGGCGAGGAAUCUUUAAUGUCCAAGCAAUUCAGAUAAGCCCUUGGUUUUUAAAGUUUUACCAAAAUAAGUUUCAAGGAACUCUGCAAGGGCUGAUUUGACCCUGUCAUGAUUCCGAGCUGUAUUUCUAGAGUCUGUCUGAUUCAAACCCAGUGCCUAGGACUUUUGAACCACUGCCUGCAUCCAAUAUAAAUGAUCAAAUUCUUCUUCCUGGAGAACAAGAAAUAAAGACAAAAAAUUAUGAAAGUAAGAAAAACUGAUCAUCCAUUUGCUUGCUGCAAAGCUGAAAAACUACUGAUGUUUGUGUACAAAUCUAUUGGUCUACAGUACCUAGUGAGUUUCUGUUAUAUACAGUAGUUAAUUCCAGUCCUUGUAGGUACAGUGAUAACUUUAAAAAGAAAGUAAAUAAAAAUAAGCACUGACUGAA